AUGGCAUCUGGCCAAGAGAAGGAUAUGGCAAGGGAGGAAGGGCCCACUGCACCCAAUGAGGUGGUGAACAAUGCUGCUGAGAUUGACCUCAAUCAAGAUGAGGCAAUGGCUGUCCUUGAGUUGGAUGAUACUGAGGACUUGGACCUGGACCUUGGAGAUGAACAUAACCAUGGUGAAGCUGAGAACCAUGGUGAAGCUGAGAACCAUGGUGAGGCUGAGAACCAUGGUGAAGCUGAGAACCAUGGUGAAGCUGACAACCUUGGGGAAGAGGAUAAUACCGGUGGAAAGGAGGCCACUGGUGAUGAAAAUGACUUCACUGAGGGUGAAGGCAUGACUUAUCCUAUCUCCGAGGAGAUUGUCCAUCUCCAGGCUAAGGUGGCAACUCAGAAUAUAACCAUCCUGCAGCAGCAGACGUCCAUUGAUGGACUCAAGAAGCACACUCACAACCUCGAGGCUAGGCUGAGCAUUACCAUGAAGGAGGUCACUGAGUUCCGUCGCAACCUGGGCACUAAAAACCGCCAAAUUGAGUGGCUUCAGAAGACUUGCAAGAAUCUGCAAGCAUCAUUCAACAAGCUCAAUGAGCAGUUGACCCAUCUUAGGAGGGAGGGUAUUUACGAACCUCCUCCUGGGCGUAGGCCCGCUCCUGCUGCUCAGCCGGCACCCGCUCCGCCCGCACCCCCGGCGUUUAACCAUCGCAAGACGGAGGUGCAGGCUUGGCUUGACCUGGUGAAUGAAACCAUGAUCCUUGCGAAUGUGCGUCCUGAGGCUCGCGUUACUGCAGCGACUCGUGCAUUGGACGAGGUGGCCCGCAGGGCAGUGUAUGGCGCUAAGAAGCAGGCGCAGGGACCAUUUGGGUGGCCGGAGUUCUGCACCGCGCUGAAAGAGGCAUUCAUGGUCAAGAAGUCCGGCCUGGAACUGCGCGGACGCCUUGAGCAUAUCAAGUCUCAUGACCGUUCGGUGCGGGAAUAUGCGGUCGAGUUUGAGGCCUCAGCACGCUCGCUCCAGAAGCCCUUGUCUGAGGAGGAGAUGAUGCACGUCUUCAUGAAAGGCCUCCCUGUCAACCUGCAGGAGGCACACAUGAUCGGCGGCAUGGCCAAUUGGACGACUUACAAGGAGAUGAAGGAGCAAGUGAUCAAAACUGACACCUGUCAGAAUGUUAUAAUUGUCUAG
Closterium sp. NIES-65 is the source of this 1170-nucleotide messenger RNA. The record is from the annotation of a GenBank genome assembly. Lineage: Eukaryota; Viridiplantae; Streptophyta; Zygnematophyceae; Desmidiales; Closteriaceae.